CACCACCUAAACGGCAAAGAAAUCAAGGCGGCCAAUAGCGUACCAACAGCGAUGAAGGCAUCGAACGAGCAGCUCCCAAGAGCAUACCUAUUUCGUCCUCCGCCUUGACCUCUGGGUCUGACCGGCUAUCCCUGAACUCACAUCAGAUUUAAUCAGAAACUCGUCUGUGUCAGUAUCCAAUUUUCCCCUAAGGACACUAAGAGCGACAAUUCCAGUGGAAAAGACCGCCCAUCCAGACUUUUCCAAAGUGCCGACUUCAUUGUCCCCUUUCUCGCUCCCCAGAACUAGCGUCUGCUCCCCGUCCUUCUUCGCACCCCUAGGCGCUUUCUUCGCAAUAUUUCCGGCACCAGCGGCCUUCAGCAUUUCUACCAGGCUCUCCUCCUGUUUCCCAGCCUUGAGUUGGGAGAUCAGAGCCAGGGUGAUGUUAACAUUCCAGCCGUUAAGAACGGAGUUCCCGCCUUGUCGACCCCUUUUAACGGCAGCAGCUAAAUUGAAACCCCAUUCUUUCUCAUGAAGCGGAUCAUUCGGUAUAUAUGGGUCAGGAUCUUCGUUUAUUAGUAUUCGAUCAAUGAAGAUGACUAAACCAGUAGAGCAACAUACCCAGAAAAUAGCCGAUCUCUUUGCUAUCGAUCAACCAUUGAUCCUCAACCACAGUUUUGCCCAAGGCAACACCGAUUGUUAGCUUAGGCGUCCUCUUCAGCUCACCAGGGCCUACUACUAGAAAGUUGACACCUGGAGCACUGACGUUGUCCAUUUUCUUAGCAGCGGCAGCGCGAAGGAAUUUUUCGAUAUCCUGAGAAAAAUGAGAUAAUCACAUUAGCAGCAUACUUUACAUAUUUCCAUUAGCACGAGAUUAAAUACCUUCUUGCCAUCGAGACCGCUGUUGCUAAACACAAUCCUAGGGGCAUCUCCCUCAUAUCUCUCUCGAGUCCUAACACUAAUGCCCUCUCCCUCGUUCAGAUCUUGCUCGGCAUUUAGGCUGACCUCCUCGCUUGCGUUCCUCGAGCUGGCUCCUCGCUUUCUAAGAGGCGUUUUCUUCGGUUUUGCCGUACUCCUCUUCCCUACUGAUUUGGGGGUCUUGACCUCAACUCUGUCCAUAGUUUGGGUUUGGGUUUGGGUAUCCGAAGGGACUGUGUACUGA
Molecule: messenger RNA, 1141 nt
Organism: Tuber melanosporum (Perigord truffle)
Lineage: Eukaryota; Fungi; Ascomycota; Pezizomycetes; Pezizales; Tuberaceae
Exons: 1
Coding region: 941-1141 (66 amino acids)
Source: RefSeq, a predicted model, not a curated record